This is a messenger RNA of Trichoderma citrinoviride, 1665 nucleotides long. RefSeq lists its product as hypothetical. Gene Ontology annotation, molecular function: DNA-binding transcription factor activity, RNA polymerase II-specific; transcription cis-regulatory region binding; zinc ion binding. Gene Ontology annotation, cellular component: nucleus. The record is from RefSeq and is a predicted model, not a curated record. Gene Ontology annotation, biological process: positive regulation of transcription by RNA polymerase II. The transcript is spliced from 2 exons. The coding region runs from base 1 to 1665 and encodes 554 amino acids. Lineage: Eukaryota; Fungi; Ascomycota; Sordariomycetes; Hypocreales; Hypocreaceae.
AUGAGCCGCUCAUCCGAAACCUGUUGGACCUGUCGAAUCCGCAAGAAGAGAUGCGAUCGGAAGCAGCCGGCCUGCAGUGCCUGUUACUCGCUAGACAUCACAUGCUACGCCGGUAACAGCCGCCCAAGCUGGGCCGAUGAUGCGCUUGAGCGAGAGAAGAUUGCAGAUGAAAUCAAGGCCCAAGUCAGAGAAAAGUCAGAACGUCGGCGUGAGAAGAGUUACGUGAAGGUGAUGCCCUUGGGGAGAGGUUGUGCAAAGAAUGGUGCACCAUCACCAAUUCAACGGAACCAGCAUCAGAUAGAGUCCCCCAAUCCCGGCCUGCUCGGACUGUUCGAAGACAUUGAAGUCGAUCUUGAAAUUACUUUUCUGGACUACGCUUUUCCUUUUCUCUUCCCGUUUUAUCGUCCCUCGCUGAUUAAAGGAGGGCGCGGCUGGCUGUUGUCAACUCUGAGGAAAAGCAUGCCGUUAUUCCACACGGCCAUGGGCUUCAGCACUUACUUCUUCACGCUCGCCAUGACGGACAUUGCAGACGAAGGACACGACACCUGCAGAGCCCACGUCGAGGGAAAGCUCACUGCUCACGUGGACACUGCAAUCAAGGCUAUGAGACAGGGGAUUGAAGAGUUGGGGACUGCCCAAAAACCCCCGUCGAUAUUCGACAGGGCACACCUUAUGGAGGGUGUUGUCCAGCUGCUAGUGUUUGAGACAAACAUUGCGGGAAGUACGGAAUGGGGCAUUCAUCUCAAUGCCGCGGUGUCUCUGUUCAAGGAGAUAUUCGAAAUGCCAAAUGCCCAAGAUGGCAGGACAGAUCUCGACUCGGUGCUGGCCAUGAUGCAAAGAUCUGGAUGGUCGACCGUGACCACCAACCACAGGAUAUGGAAUCCCGACCAAGGCGCCUUUCUUUUUCACGUCGCUUUUCUUAUCUUUGCCGAUAUCGUCUCGGCAACUAUUCGAGGUGAUUCUCCGAUGCUAAGGGACUAUUACCCCGUCUUGAUCAACGAGAAAGUCAUUGCAGAGAAUCCUCGGAGAUACUUGGACUUGGAAGAAUUUGUCGGCUGCCAGAGCUGGAUUAUUCUUUUGAUAGCUGAUAUCGCUGCUUUGGUGGAGGGGAAGAGGCAGGGCCGAGUGUCCCGCAAUGAUCUGCUUGUUGAAGGCAACAGGAUCGCGGAGAUGCUUCAGAAUGGCAUCACUAAUCUUCGUGCUGACCUGGGAAAACCCGCGUCUAUCAUGAAUUGUUUCUUCCGAGCCUACUCCAAUCCUGAAGCGCUCCCCCAAGCUCAUGAUACCACCUCGUAUAGCUUAAUAUGGGCACACGCAGCAGUCCUUUACCUAUUCGUCACUACAUCUGGAUGGCAGGACACGCACGGCAUUGUCCAGGAGAAUAUCACAUCGUCUCUCCAGCUUCUGGACGAGAUUUUCUCGCCAGGAAUUCUACGCAGCCUGGCGUGGCCAUUUUGCGUCAUUGGCUGCCUCGCUUCAGCAGACCAGGAAGAAAUCUUCCAGCGCAUUGCUUCCAGAAUGGGUCCUCUAUCAGCAUUUGGCACACUAUAUGAAGCGUUGAAGAUCAUGGAGCGAGUAUGGAGUACCCGCGGCCAAAGGAAUGUGGAAAACUGGGAUUUUUCAUACUGCUUCCGUAUACUAGGCUCAAUGCCUCUACUUAUCUGA